CCUGGAUUACCCCACAGCGUGCUACCCCUCUUGGUGCAGUUAGCGGGGUUAGGGUUAAAGCUGUACUGUGAACUGCCCCGCCACUGGCCCAUUAUGUCGCGUACGGCUUCCACGUCGAAUGUUUGUCGAGAUUGCUUCCUCGCCCUCCCUUCACUCUUCGCAACCACAACACAUUCAAAACUACGGCUAACUGCACGAGUCAUUCGAGUCUCCUCUCGGGCUACCUUCAACUCGCCUGGAAUUGUCAUUGUUCUUUUAAGUUUAAUAGGUCCUACAAGAGCAAGCAAACAUGGAGUCCGAAACCCUCGAACAAAUGCAAGCUCGGCAUCGCAAGGAGCAAAGAGACCUUGUGUCACGCAUCACAAACAAGAAGAAGAACGCGACCAAGAAGACACGCAAGGGCGUCAAUGAUGAAUGCGCCCAAUUGGAGCUCGAACUGAAAGCGAGACAAGAGGAGGAGCUCAGGAAGCUGCAAGGAGGUGACGACAAUGACGACAACGGCGAGCAGGCCCAGGAGCUUGAGGAAGAGCAAGACGCCGAAGAACCAACAGUCAACGAUGUGACUGAGAAGCUACAGAAGACCACCGUCUCCGAACAGUCGAGUAAAACAAGUCCCCCUCCUCCGGUAGAGCAGUCCUCCAGCGGCGGAGGAAAGAAACGAAACCGCCAGAAGGAGCGUCUCGCCCGUCGCCAAGCGGAAAUAGAAGCUGCUUCGGCAGCAGCCGAGAAAGAGGCCUCGAGCAUGGUGGACCAUCGCGGUAUCGAAAAGGCAUAUAUGUUGCGCGAAUUCAAGGCGCAUUCUUUGGAAGAGAAGGACAUCGAACCCGAUGGGCAUUGCCUCUUCUCCGCAGUGGCAGAUCAGCUUGCUGUCCACGGGCUUCCAGUAGAUGGGGCCUUGUCCGCGAACAAGGGAGCGCAAACACAAGAGAAGCUGCCGCCUUAUAGGAUCGUGCGUCAUGUGGCGGUUGACUACAUGGAGAAACACACGGACGAUUUUGCGCCUUUUCUCGAGGAGCCCUUCGAGACCUACGUGGCCAAGAUACGAGACACAGCAGAGUGGGGUGGACAGCUGGAGCUGACGGCGCUGGCAAACGCGUAUAACGUGGAGAUCAGGGUGGUGCAGGACGGUCGGACGGAGGUGAUACAACCCAACGCUGUCGCAAAUGGGGAGAGCAACGGGGACAAGGAGGAGCUGAAGGUCCUGUGGUUGGCGUACUAUCGUCAUGGAUAUGGCCUUGGAGAACACUUCAACUCGCUACGCAAAGCAGCUGUUUGAGACCAUGAUUUGCCAAAAGGCGAGUUAUCAAGCAAACGAUAAAAGUGCCACUCUCCCUGUUGCUAGGUUGCUCUUUCGCACACACAAAGUAACUGUAACCGAAAAGGUUUCCCCUGACCACCCUUACUGGUGGCUCCAGACCGAAACACGGUCAACCACGUUUCCUUGGUUGUCGUACCCAGCCUUGUGUGUGCAUGCGGGCUGUGUACGUGCCAGCCGUUUGAG
Neurospora hispaniola is the source of this 1501-nucleotide messenger RNA. RefSeq lists its product as uncharacterized. Bases 290 to 1276 code for a protein of 328 amino acids. The record is from RefSeq and is a predicted model, not a curated record. Gene Ontology annotation, molecular function: cysteine-type deubiquitinase activity. Lineage: Eukaryota; Fungi; Ascomycota; Sordariomycetes; Sordariales; Sordariaceae. The transcript has a single exon. Gene Ontology annotation, biological process: protein deubiquitination.